AUGUUCUUGCAUUUUCCAAUUCCAAGUCCGGCAAUUCCAGCUGCUUCAAUAUCACUUCCUGUGAAUAAUUUGGAUUUUAAACAAGACUCUUGUUUUGAGGAUUGUGGUCUUUUGUUCAAUGAGAUGCUCUCAGAAACUGAACCUUCAAGCAUCAACCCUAGCAGUGAUUGCACUGUCAAAAUGGGCGAGGCACGGGAGGAAGGGCUUCGUGGUUGGGCUGCAGUGGAUCAGCUUGUAGCAAUUCAGCUCACUGGCCAAUCCGAGACACUGGAGAAAUUAUCCGCCUAUGGUAAAUCCACCAAGGACUUCUGUUUAUCUCCUUACGAUGAUGUAACAUCAUCCCAAUUAUGUUCAAAUGGAUCAAAUCAAGCUGCCCAAGUUUAUGGAAAUGAGGUUGAUCUUUGA
Messenger RNA from Ilex paraguariensis (yerba mate), 405 nucleotides. Lineage: Eukaryota; Viridiplantae; Streptophyta; Magnoliopsida; Aquifoliales; Aquifoliaceae. The record is from the annotation of a GenBank genome assembly.